This is a messenger RNA of Pseudozyma flocculosa PF-1, 996 nucleotides long. RefSeq lists its product as uncharacterized. The coding region runs from base 1 to 996 and encodes 331 amino acids. Gene Ontology annotation, cellular component: cytosol. The transcript has 3 exons. NCBI's taxonomy places the organism in Eukaryota, Fungi, Basidiomycota, Ustilaginomycetes, Ustilaginales, Ustilaginaceae. Gene Ontology annotation, molecular function: glyoxylate reductase (NADPH) activity; hydroxypyruvate reductase [NAD(P)H] activity; NAD binding. The record is from RefSeq and is a predicted model, not a curated record.
AUGUCCAAGCCCCAGGUCCUCAUCUGUGGCACCAUCGUCCACGCCCACGACGAGCUCAAGAACGAUCUUGGCGCCGUCGCAGAGGUUCUCCAACUCGACUCGGCCGACCGCCAGGCAUUCUACAAGGACUGCGCCGAGGGCGGGCGCUACUCGAACAUCACGGCCAUCUACCGCCACAAUGACUCUGCAAGCUCGAUCGGGGUGUUUGACGCCGACCUGAUUGCGCACCUGCCCGCGUCGCUCAAGUCCAUCUGCCACAACGGUGCGGGCUACGACCAGAUUGAUGUCGCAGCGGCCAAGCAGCGCGGCAUCCACGUGAGCCACACGCCGUCGGCCGUCGAUGACGCCACGGCCGACGUUGCCAUGUUCCUGGUGCUCUCCUCGCUGCGCCAGUUCUACCGCGCCGAGCGCAACGCGCGCGAGGGCAAGUGGAAGUCGGGCCUCAAGCCCGCCCACGACCCCGAGACCAAGGUGCUGGGCAUCAUUGGCAUGGGCGGUAUCGGCUCUGCGCUGGCGAGGCGCGCCGAGGCCUUUGACAUGAAGAUCCUCUACCACAACCGAAACCGCAACCCCAACGCCCAGCCCAGCUGGGAGUACGUGUCGUCGCAGGCCGAGCUGCUGCGGCGCGCCGACGUCGUGUCGCUCAACCUGCCGCUCAACCCGCAGACGGAGAAGAGCUUUGGCCGGGAGCAGUUUGGGCAGAUGAAGGACGGCGCCAUCCUGGUCAACACGGCGCGCGGCGGCGUCGUCGACGAGGAGGAGCUCAUCAAGGCGCUCGAGAGCGGAAAGCUGUCGUCUGCGGGACUGGACGUGUACCCCGCGGAGCCCAAGAUUGAUUCUCGGCUGGUUGCGAUGGAGCAGUGCAUCCUGCUUCCGCACAUGGGCACCGAGACGUGCGAGACGCAAAAGAAGAUGGAGGUGCAGGUGUUUGGCAGCAUCAAGGCGGUGCUCGAGACGGGCAAGCCGACGUUCCUGGUCAAGGAGCACAGGGAGUAA